This is a messenger RNA of Pseudozyma hubeiensis SY62, 3690 nucleotides long. RefSeq lists its product as hypothetical. The transcript is spliced from 3 exons. The coding region runs from base 1 to 3690 and encodes 1229 amino acids. NCBI's taxonomy places the organism in Eukaryota, Fungi, Basidiomycota, Ustilaginomycetes, Ustilaginales, Ustilaginaceae. Gene Ontology annotation, molecular function: structural constituent of ribosome; clathrin-cargo adaptor activity. The record is from RefSeq and is a predicted model, not a curated record. Gene Ontology annotation, biological process: receptor-mediated endocytosis; intracellular protein transport; translation. Gene Ontology annotation, cellular component: membrane coat; AP-1 adaptor complex; ribosome.
AUGCGACAUGACAACAACAAGAAACGGAACAAGGCUGUUGUUGGAUCAGGAGUGCUCGCCGCCAAUUCGCGCCGGUCGAUCUUUGCCGCAUACACAGUUGCACUCUGUCAGAACCGAUAUACUCACCGAUACCCAUCUCUUGUCCCUCCAUACUCACAGAUGAAGCUCAACGUUGCUAACCCGGCCACGGGUGCCCAGAAGUCUUUCGACAUCCAGGAUGAGCGUCUCGUGCGAUGCUUCUACGAGAAGCGCAUGUCGCAGGACGUCGAGGUCGACUCGCUCGGCGAAGAGUGGAAGGGCUACGUUCUCCGCAUCGGCGGUGGUAACGACAAGCAGGGUUUCCCCAUGAAGCAGGGUGUCCUCCUCCCCAACCGUGUCCGCCUCCUCCUCUCCAAGGGUGACUCGUGCUACCGCCCCCGCCGCACCGGUGAGCGUAAGCGCAAGUCGGUUCGUGGCUGCAUCGUCGGCUCCGACAUCCAGGCUCUCCACCUCAUCGUCGUCAAGCAGGGCGAGAAGGAGAUUCCCGGCCUCACCGACGCCGAGUCCGCUGUCCCCAAGCGUCUCGGUCCCAAGCGUGCCAACCACAUCCGCAAGUUCUUCAACCUCUCCAAGGAGGACGACGUUCGUCAGUUUGUUGUUCGCCGCGAGGUUGUCUCGAAGAAGGAGGGUGCCAAGCCAUACACCAAGGCCCCCAAGAUCCAGCGUCUCGUGACCGCCCAGCGUCUGCAGCGCAAGCGUCACCUGCGCUCGCUCAAGAUCCGCAGGGCAGAGCACCAGAAGAUCCAGAAGGAGGAGUACGAGCAGGUGCUUGCCAAGCGCGUCGCCGAGAAGAAGCAGGAGGUUGCCUCCCACAAGGCUGCCCGCAAGGCCGCCAAGAAGACACGGCUCCUUCUCUCGACUCGCCACGUCCGUCCGCGCAUCGUCCCCUCGUAUCGGAACUUGCGGACCAAGCAUCUCGACAGCGGUCGCAGUGUAUUUCCUCGACCCUGGACACGAACGACAGACUCCAGUGAAGGAGAGUCGGGCGACCCCAUUGAGAGCUCAGCUGCCAUGUCAACCUUCUUCCAGAAGCAGCAGCAGGUGGCUGCGCUCGACCCGCGUCUCGGAGGUCUCAUGGCCAGCGCGGGUCUCUACAACCUAAAAGCACUCAUCAAAGCUAUCCGGUCGUGCAAGACGCUGGCCGACGAGCGCUCACUCAUCCAAAAGGAAUCCGCCUCCAUCCGAACAGCCUUCAAAGAUGAGGAUCCCUUCGCACGUCACAACAACAUCGCCAAGCUGCUCUACAUCCACAUGCUCGGCUACCCUGCGCAUUUCGGUCAGAUCGAGUGUCUCAAGCUCGUAGCGACGCCGCGCUUCACAGACAAGCGUCUCGGCUACCUCGGCAUCAUGCUGCUGCUCGACGAAAACACCGAAGUCUUGACGCUCGUCACCAACGGUCUCAAGAACGAUAUGGAGCAUUCCAACAUGUACGUGUGCGGUCUCGCACUCUGCACUUUCGCCAACAUCGCGUCCGAGGAGAUGUCGAGAGAUCUGUGCAACGAGAUCGAGAAGCUCAUGGGCAGCAGCAACACGUAUAUCCGUCGAAAGGCCGCCAUCUGUGCCAUGCGCAUCGUGCGCAAGGUGCCGGAUCUCAUCGAUCACUUUGUCGACCGCACAAAGCAGCUGCUGUCGGACAAGAACCACGGUGUGUUGCUCUGCGCGGUGACGCUGGCCAUCGAGAUCUGCCGUCAGGACGACGAAGCGUUGCAGGAGUACCGGCGUGCGGUGCCACUGCUCGUCCAACAUCUCAAAUCGCUCGUCACUACCGGAUAUUCGCCCGAGCACGAUGUAUCUGGUAUCACCGAUCCGUUCCUCCAAGUCAAGAUCCUGCGUCUGCUUCGCAUCCUCGGUAAGGAGAAUGCGCAGGCGUCCGAGGUCAUGAACGACAUCCUGGCGCAAGUCGCUACCAACACCGAGGCGAGCAAAAACGUCGGCAACAGCAUUCUCUACGAGACGGUGCUCACCAUCCUCGAGAUCGACGCAGACAACGGCUUGCGCGUCAUGGCCAUCAACAUCCUCGGUAAAUUCCUCAGCAACCGCGACAAUAACAUCCGCUAUGUCGCCCUCAACACGCUAAGCAAGGUCGUAUCCAUGGACACCAACGCCGUACAGCGUCAUCGAAACAUCAUCCUGGACUGUCUGCGCGAUGGCGACAUUUCGAUUCGACGCAGAGCGUUGGAGUUGAGCUAUGCGCUGAUCAACGAGAGCAACGUACGCGUGCUGACUCGCGAGCUGCUGUCGUUCCUCGAAGUGGCGGAUAACGAGUUCAAGUUGGGCAUGACUACGCAGAUCUGCCUUGCUGCCGAGAAGUUUGCGCCGAACAAGCGAUGGCACAUCGACACGGUGCUGCGCGUGCUCAAGCUGGCCGGCAACUAUGUGCGCGAGGAGAUCCUCUCUGCCUUCAUCCGUCUGGUGUGCCACACUCCCGAGCUGCAGGCGUAUACGGUGCAGAAGCUGUUCUCUGCGCUUCACGGGGACUUCUCGCAGGAGAGCCUUACGCUCGCCGCUGUGUGGGUGAUCGGCGAGUUCGGCGACGUCUUGAUCCAGGGAGGCAACUUUGAAGACGAAGAGCUGGUACGCGAGGUUCAGCCUGCCGAUGUGGUGGAUCUACUCUCGUCGGUUCUCGACAGCCCUUACGUCAAUGGGCUGAUCCGACAGUUCGUGCUCACGUCGUUGGCGAAGCUGCACACCAGGCUGUCGGACGCAUCGCAACAAUCGCGCAUCGAGCAGAUCAUCGGUAGCUUCGAGAGCAGCGUCGAGGUGGAGAUCCAGCAGCGCAGCGUCGAGUUUGCGACAUUGCUCAAGAGGGGCGAUAUCCGUGAGGGGGUGUUGGAGAGCAUGCCUCCACCGGAGAUCAAGCAGACCGUGCUGGGUACGGUGAGCGAGGCAAAGCCGGUGGGUUCGACGAGGUCGGAUAAGGAUGCGCUGUUGGAUCUGAUGGGUGAUGAGAUGCCGGUGGCGAGUGGUGGUGCGGGUGCGGGGAGUGGAGCGACGGGUGCGACGCAGCAGAGCACGCAUGAUCUGUUGGCGGAUAUCUUUGGUGGUGGUAGCGAGCUGGGUGGUGCACCGGCGCCAGCGGCUUCGGCAACUGCACCAGCGCAGAAAGCCAAGAGUUCGGUGAACGAUAUUCUCGGACUGUUUGGCGAUAGUGGAAGUUCGGCUGCUGCGCCACCGCAGCAAGCGGCGACGCCUGCACCUGCCGCUGUGGCUCCUGCAUCAUCGUACGGCGGACUCGACCUGCUCGGCGGUCUAGACAGCAGCACAUCCUCUACCCCAGCCGCUCCCUCCCCCGCUCCGGCCUCCGCUCCCACCCCCAAAUCACACACAGUCUACACCGCGCACAACCUAACCAUCACCCUCACCCCCACCACCAACCCCGCCCGUCCCGAAAUCAUCAACAUCACCGCCCGCUUCUCCUCCUCCUCCUCCUCCACCAUCUCCAACAUCAACUUCCAAGCCGCAGUACCCAAAACGCACAAGCUGCAGAUGCAAGCCAUCUCCAACCCGACCGUUCAACCUGGAGCUACAGAGACUCAGGCACUCAGAGUCAUGGUUCCCCCUGGUGCGGGUGCAAGGUUGAGGUUGAGAAUCUCGUUCGAAAAGGAUGGAGAGACGGUGCAGGAUCAGAUGGAUUGGAGUCAGAGUGCGUAG